AUGUUGAAGAACAGCACGCAGACCUCACUGGAAGGGUUUGUCUUGAUGGGCUUCUCUGACAGGCCCUGGCUGGAAACCCCACUCUUUGUCAUCUUCCUGCUGGCCUACAUCUUGGCCUUCUUCGUUAACAUCUCCAUCAUCCUCGUCUCAAGGCUGGACCCUCAACUCUACACCCCCAUGUACUUCUUCCUCAGCAACCUCUCCCUCCUGGAUCUCUGCUACACCACUAGCACUAUCCCCCAGAUGCUUGUCAACCUGUGGGGACCACAGAAGACCAUCAGCUAUGGGGGCUGUGUGGCCCAACUCUACAUCUCCUUGGCUUUGGGCUCCACUGAGUGCAUCCUGCUGGCCAUCAUGGCCUUUGACCGCUAUGUUGCCAUCUGCAGAGCCCUCCACUAUCCAGUCAUCAUGAACCCACAGCACUGUGUGCGUCUGGCAGCGGGCACCUGGAUCAGUGGCUUCGCUAACUCUCUGGUCCAGACGACGCUCACAGCGACAGUCCCACGCUGUGGGCACCAAGUCCUCGAUCACUUCUUCUGUGAGGUGCCCGCCCUGCUCAAGUUGGCCUGCACCGAUACCCGGCUCAACGAGGCCCUGCUCAAUGUGCUCGGGUCCUUCCUGCUCCUGGUGCCCCUGACUCUGAUCGUGGGCACCUACGGCUUCAUCGCCCGCACCGUGCAGCGGAUCCGCUCGGCAGAGAGCCGUCGCAAGGCCUUCAACACCUGUGCCUCCCACCUGGUGGUGGUGUCGAUGUUCUACUUCUCUGCCAUCAGCAUGUACGUUCAGCCGCCGUCCAGCUAUUCACGGGAGCGUGGCAAGGUCACAGCCUUGUUCUACGGGAUCCUAACCCCCACAUUCAACCCCUUCAUAUACACCCUGAGGAAUAAGGAUGUGAAGGCAGCACUGCGUCGGGCACUGACCAAGGAAUUCUGGGUCAGCUGA
Molecule: messenger RNA, 942 nt
Organism: Tachyglossus aculeatus (Australian echidna)
Lineage: Eukaryota; Metazoa; Chordata; Mammalia; Monotremata; Tachyglossidae
Product: olfactory receptor 2B2-like
Exons: 1
Coding region: 1-942 (313 amino acids)
Biological process (GO): G protein-coupled receptor signaling pathway
Cellular component (GO): membrane
Molecular function (GO): G protein-coupled receptor activity; olfactory receptor activity
Source: RefSeq, a predicted model, not a curated record